Molecule: messenger RNA, 1259 nt
Organism: Hypoxylon trugodes
Lineage: Eukaryota; Fungi; Ascomycota; Sordariomycetes; Xylariales; Hypoxylaceae
Product: NAD(P)-binding protein
Exons: 3
Coding region: 154-1131 (325 amino acids)
Source: RefSeq, a predicted model, not a curated record
UACGACAAUACAUACAUACAUAUAUCGAUAUAAAUAAGCAGCCACUGAAUACUAAAAUCCGAUUGCAACACUACAUUCUUUGCUUCUCUCUUUAUUAAAGUCUCAACACCUACCAUACCAGAAAAAACCCAGAAUAGUAGAACAUCAACGAAAAUGGUCAAAGUCCUCGUCCUAAGCGCAACCGGGAAACAAGGCAGCACCGUCGUGCGCGCCCUCCUAUCCCCGGAAUUCCAAACCUCAGGACCAAAUAGCGUGCGCGCAUACGUCCGUGACGCCUCCUCCGAAAAGGCUAAAGCACUAUCCGCGCUCGGCGCUGAGCUCGUCGAGGGUGGGAACUGGGACUCUGAUGUCGCUAGCUUGGACCGAGCUUUCGCUGGAGGGAUUGAAGCUGUGUUCUUCGUGAGCAUCCCGUCGUUUACGGAUUUCGAUGCUGAGAACCGUGGCGCUACGAAUGUGAUUGAGGCCGCAAAGCGCGCGGGGACGGUGAAGCAUGUUGUGUAUAGUAAUGUGUAUGGCGCGGAGAAUUACAAGGAGUUGCCUGGGUGGGAUGCUAGUCCCGUUUUUGCGAAUUAUUGGAUCGCUAAGGCUAAGAGCGAGGAGCUGGUUAAGAACGCAGGCUUCCCGCAUUACACGAUUCUGAGGCCGGCGGAAUUCAUGUCGAAUUACACGGGUUCGACGGCGUCGAUUCAGAUUCCUGACCUGGUUAAAGAAGGCGUGUGGCACACUCCCUUCUCGCCUUCCUUCUCCCUCUCCCUAAUCGAUGAACACGACAUCGGUCGGACCACCGCAGCCUCCAUCAUCUCCCCAUCUACAUUUCCCGCCUCCGAAUCCGGUCCUAGCCACGAACUUAAUCUCAUCGGCGAGCGUAUAACUGUCGGCGAAGUAUUAAAGCACUUAUCCGCGGCUGCAGGCAAGGACCUGAAAAUCAGCACCUUGACCCCAGAGGAAGCUGUCAAGGUCGCUGAGCAGAAUCCCAUUGUCGCCGGCCAGGUGCUCAGAAUUAAGGCAUUUGAAAAGGGUGCCACGGGUGUUGCGCCCGCUGAGAGUUUCGGGUUGGGGUUCAGGACUUUCGAAGAACAUACAAAGGUGCGGAGCGAGGAAAUUAAGGAAGUGUAUAAGAACACGCCUUAGGUUGGUGAAAAUGAAUGGCUGUAAGUAGGCCAUUUAUAUGACGAAUGAUUGAGGUGUUGGUAUAUCACAUUGCCAAUAACACCAAUAGGUAUAACUCAAAAGUCGAAUAUACUAUAUAUAUUCCUACU